AUGAAUAUGCUAAGUAUCCUUUUUAUGGUUAUAUUCUCAUAUUCGAAUGAAAUUGGCGCACAUUGCAAAGUUGUUACUGAAGACGAGUGUACUAUUUGUUCUCAUAAUUAUAUAUUGUCUAAUACCAAAGAGUGUAUCCCAAUUUCGGAUAUCCACUGUUCACAAGUUGAUUAUUCACAUAAAUAUUGCAUGAAAUGUUAUCCUGGCUUCAGACUUUCGAUUGACACAAUGAAGUGCAUUUUUGGAGACGAAUUUUGUGCUCAAUAUUAUGUUAACGAGAAAAAUGUUAUAUCUUGUUCUUCAUGUUUUUUUGAAUUUACUUUAAUUGAUUCUCAAAGAUGUGAGAAUUGUAGUUUUAUUAAUUCUGGAUGUUAUCUGGCGACAGGUGAUUGUUCAAACUGUACACAAUGUGGAACAAACUAUUAUUUAGAUAAUGGAAAAUGCAUUAAACUAAAAAAUUGCAAAAGCAAUGAUGAAAGGGAUACCAAGAGGUGUUUAGAGUGCAUUCCGGGGUAUUACCUAGAUGAAAACACGUAUAUUUGUCACCCAGGAAAUAUAUCCAAAUGUUUAGUGUAUUCUUCAAACACCAAUUGUUUUGUUUGUGAAACUGGAUUGGUGCAGAUUGGGAAUAAAUGUACUAAAAUAGAACAUUGUAUUGAGAGUGAUAUGGAACAGUGUACACAAUGUGAUGAGAAAUAUUCUCUUCAAAACAAUAAAUGUGUAAAGUGUUUGGAUGAUAAUUGUGUUUAUUGUGACACCAAUAUAUCUAAAUGUGAACAUUGUGAAAAAGGUUUUAAUUUGACUCGAGGUGGAGAUUGUGUUUUUUGUAAUUCAUCUGAAGGGUAUCAUUUUUAUAAUGACAAGUGCAUUAGAUGUAAUUAUGAAUGUCAAAAUUGUGAUUUGAGAUAUCCUGAAAUCUGUACUAGUUGUUAUGAUGGUUUUGUUUUGAAUAAUGGAAAAUGUCUCAAAUGUGGAGAUGGGUGCAAAAGAUGUGAUCCAGAAUAUUUGGAAAUGUGUGUAGGAUGUGUCGAACAAUAUGUUAUGUUGAAAGACAGGUGUAUAAAAUGUGAAGGCUCUUGUAGUACAUGUGAUCCCAACAAUUUAUCACAAUGUAUCGAAUGCAUCUCAAAUUAUUAUUUGGAUUUAAAUACCAACAAAUGUAUUUCAUGUGAUGAACUUAUAUGUGAAGGAAGUGACAAGAUGAAAUGUACAUCGUGUUUGAGAAAAUGUCGGGAAAUAGAUGAACCUUAUUUUAAGUGUAUCAACAUUUCAUGUGUAGAGUAUGAUACUUCUCGAAGUGUUUGUACUGAUUGUGCCGAUUCGUAUUAUCUUGAUGACAGCUAUCGAUGUGUUAAAUGUGCUGAUAUUUGCGACACCCAAAAUGGAUGUGUAAAAACGAAAGACACGUGUAUUAAUCCACAUAGAAUUAACAACUGUGCGAUUGAAACAGAAGACAAAAAGUGCAAAUAUUGUGCAGAACAUUAUGUAAAAAAAGGCGAAACACAAUGUGUUUUUGAAGCGUACUGUUAUUCUUUUAAUGAUGACUGUGAAUGUACCUCCUGUUUUGACGAAGUGAAUGGUUCUGUUUACUUGUAUGUUCCAUACGACAAUGGCAGAUGCAAAACGGAUUCCACAUAUGGGCAAACGAUUACAAUGGUGUUACUAUUUCUCCUUCUAUUAUAA
Molecule: messenger RNA, 1683 nt
Organism: Entamoeba invadens IP1
Lineage: Eukaryota; Evosea; Mastigamoebida; Endamoebidae
Exons: 1
Coding region: 1-1683 (560 amino acids)
Source: RefSeq, a predicted model, not a curated record